AUGUGUAUCUACAGGUGUAGGUUUGGCGACAAUUGCCAUAUCAAUGAAACCACACGAAGACUAUGCAACAAAUGUCGGCUCAAAAAGUGUUUCGCUGUCGGCAUGAAAAAGGAAUGGAUACUCAAUGACGAGCAGAAAAAGAUGAGAAAUUAUCGGAUUGAAGAGAAUCGGAAACGAAAGCAAAGACGGAACGACAAUUAA
Messenger RNA from Medioppia subpectinata, 201 nucleotides. The record is from the annotation of a GenBank genome assembly. Lineage: Eukaryota; Metazoa; Arthropoda; Arachnida; Sarcoptiformes; Oppiidae.